Messenger RNA from Bombyx mori (domestic silkworm), 1951 nucleotides. RefSeq names its product plasma kallikrein. The transcript is spliced from 6 exons. Gene Ontology annotation, molecular function: serine-type endopeptidase activity. The coding region runs from base 325 to 1659 and encodes 444 amino acids. Lineage: Eukaryota; Metazoa; Arthropoda; Insecta; Lepidoptera; Bombycidae. The record is from RefSeq and is a predicted model, not a curated record. Gene Ontology annotation, biological process: proteolysis.
AUUUCUAAUUCGGUACUCGCUCAUUGCGGACGUAUUUUAUUAUAAUAAAACCGAUCACUUUUACUGUCACAUUCGGGGAAUAAAAAAGUAUAAAAAAAAAAACCAUCGUCCACUCCGCCGCGUUUUGUUGAGCUGCAUUAAAAUAACGAUGCAAGAACAUUUGAAUUUUAAAUUACAAAAUUUCGGAAAAUAUUAUUUUAAUUAAAAUGUUCGAAACAUUUCUUUAGUUUCGCGUCACUAUAAGUUCCCUUUUUUUUUAAUUAAAAAUAAAUAUCAGUAUAUUUAAAUUUAAGUGGAGUCAUGAAACUAUAAAUAAUAUUUUCAAUGGCGUUUAGUGUCUGUGUUAUUUUCUUGGUUAUGCUGACGACCGCUUCCAUCGCCGAAGGAUACAGUCCGAGAGACUGCGGCGUUCCUAUAAGAAGACACACCCGACAGCCUCGGGAAAGGAGUGCGGGCCAGCUUCGCAUCAUCAAAGGCAGGGAAUCCAAGCGCGGAGCUUGGCCUUGGCAGGUGUCAUUGCAGCUCCUGCACCCAAGUUACGGGCUGAUUGGACAUUGGUGUGGAGGAGUUCUAGUGCAUCCAACAUGGCUGCUCACAACAGCUCAUUGUGUACACAAUGAACUCUUCAACUUACCAGUGCCGGCUCUGUGGACGGCCGUGCUGGGAGAGUGGGACCGGGCUGAGCAGAAAGGCUCAUUCGUACCCAUAGAGAGGAUAGUUCUGCAUCAUCGUUUCCACAAUUACCAGCAUGAUAUUGCACUAAUGAAACUCGCUAGAGCAGCUGACGUGAGCGCCAGGAGUCGAAUAAGAACCAUUUGCUUACCAGCAUUCGAGCCGCCAGUAGCCACUUACGAUACAGAGAAACCCAACAGCUUCUACGUCAAAUCUGAAUCCAAUCCAGAGCCGACCAGAAAGAAGGCUCCAAAGCCACCAAAACCUAACCCAGAUACAGCAUUGAAAUACCUUGAAAAACUCAACAAUUUGACGAAAAAUAUAUUUUCUGGCUUCGUCAACAAAAAACAUAAGAACAUGAGGUAUAACGUGAGAGUUUCUAACGACUCUCAAAAGCAUACUGAGAGAAAAGAGGAAGUCAGAAGAACCGAUGGAGAUGCAAGGAGUGAUUCAGUAUAUGACGGGGCAUCCCUAGAUAGUGUUGUCAAAAUCAUCAAAGCUAAACUUCUAAAAGACAAACAGCUAUACAAUAAUGACAGGGAUGAGAAAAAGCUAGCUUUUGGAGAGGAAAUAGAUCCCUUUAUAGACGAUAACAAUGGAAUCGAUUUUAAAGAUGAAUGUUACACAACUGGAUGGGGCAGAGAACAAACUAACGGAAGUUUGACUGAUGUUUUAUUGGAAGCAGAAGUUCCUAUAUUACCGUUAAGAGUGUGCAGAGACAGGUAUGCCCUGACUCUGCCAUUGAACGAUGGUCAUCUUUGCGCUGGAAGCACUGACGGAAGCACGGGAGCUUGUGUGGGAGACAGUGGUGGUCCUCUCCAGUGCCGUUCGGGUGGUGCUGGGGGUGGAGGACGGGCGGGAGGACGCUGGGAGCUCCGCGGGCUCACCUCCUUCGGUUCUGGAUGCGCUCGUCGGGGCGUACCAGACGUCUACACUAACGUCGCGCACUACGUCUCCUGGAUAUACGCUCAUGUAUACACAACGUAAUCCGUGAUUCUCUUACAAAAACUUCUCUGAUACGUACUUGUGGGUAGUUAACAAUUAUUUAGCAUCUACAUUUUUUUUAUUGCUUAGAUGGGUGGACGAGCUCACAGUCCACCUGGUGUUGAGUUGGCACCGUGGCCCAUCGACAUCUAAAACGUAAAUACCGCCACCCACCUUGAAAUUUGAGUUCCAAAGUCCCAGUUUUUACAGUACAACAGCUGCCCCACUCUUCGAACCGAAACGUAUUACUGCUUCACGGCAGAAAUAGGUAGGGUGGUGGUACCUACCCGUGCGG